AUGAGCCCCAGAGGCUGUCUUGCUGAAGAAAAGAAAGGCAGCCAGAGGGGCAGAGGAGAGGUGAGCAAGGGUGAGUGUGGAAGAGAAAGUACAAAGGCCAUGGGACUGUUGGAAGAGCUGACAGUUACCUACUGGGCAAAGUAUAAGACACCGAUUCACAGAGGUCAUCAUCAGUGUGCGCCUCCCAAACGGGUUUGCUCAUGGAAUCCACCCCGUAACUGUGCACGUCGCAUUUUCUGGCCCCUGGAAGGGGCUGAUUCACCCCCAGCUCCCUCUGCCAGAGCCGGCGCGUCCAAGCCGCCGGGUCAGGGCCGGCGCGCCGCAGAGGCCGGGGUGCAGGCGCCGGGGCCGCCGGCGCGCCCACCCCGAAGCCUUCGUGCAGACGCGCCUCGCCGCUCCUUGGAGACCCAGACUGCUUGUCACCACGCCGCCGUUCUCAGGCUGCAGAAAGACGGCCUCCGGACGUCAACAAAUAACCUGACCUCCCAGGCGGUGGCCUUCGUUCUUUUCAGCCUCGACCCAGUCCCUCACCGCCCCCUGACGCACAGCUGCCAACCCCCUCGUUGUGGGAAAGCGCCGGGUCAACGUGGUCAGUCGCCCGGCAACGCCACUCGCCUCACGUGCGCCCCGGGUUCCCGGCAGGCGGGGCUGCGGUGGCGCGCUGGGGGGGGGGGGCGCGACCCCCUUCCCGGGUGUCCCUAUCCCGGGGCACAACAUCGGUGGGGCGCGAAGCUGCUGUGGCUCGCGACCGCGCUCCCGGGCAAGGCAGGCAGCGAACAAGCGCCGGGGCAGCUCAGGAAGCCGACAGGUGUCCGCGGGGCGAGACCGAUUCCUCGCCUGCGUUCCCCUUCGCCCUCGUCCCGCCGCCCGUGCUGUUUGCUUUACAGCAGCGGAGCUGGGCACUUUUCGGCCUUAAAAUGAGCGCAUCAGCCGCUUGGGCUCAAGUCGGCGGCGGGGGCCGGGCAGAACCGGAUUCUUCGCGGGCUUAGGCGGCCGGGUCGGCACGCGAGGCGGACACUUGGCUGGCCAGGAAGCCCGGGUGAGCGCGGAAGCGGCGAGCGCAAACCGCCGGGGGCGGGGCCGCGGGGUUGCGUGACCCUCCGCCCGGCAGCUGCACGCACUUCGUGCCCCGGUCCGCCCUCCUAGCCUCGCCGGCAGCCUCGCCAUCGCGGGGCAGGAGCACAGGUGCAGGAGGGCGGCGCCCAGUUUCCAUUUUUAUAACCGCAGCCGGGAGAGGAGUCACGCUAUACUUCUGGGACGGGGAGUGAGUUCACCGGAGAGGACACGGCGUCUCCUUGUUAUCGGAACCUGGGUAACAUUUGGUAAUAAAACCCGCUCAGACAGGAUGUAUUAAACGAACUGGGAACCAGAGCUGGUCUAUCA
Messenger RNA from Aethalodelphis obliquidens (Pacific white-sided dolphin), 1383 nucleotides. RefSeq names its product translation initiation factor IF-2-like. The record is from RefSeq and is a predicted model, not a curated record. The coding region runs from base 1 to 921 and encodes 306 amino acids. NCBI's taxonomy places the organism in Eukaryota, Metazoa, Chordata, Mammalia, Artiodactyla, Delphinidae. The transcript has 5 exons.